Molecule: messenger RNA, 782 nt
Organism: Elaeis guineensis (African oil palm)
Lineage: Eukaryota; Viridiplantae; Streptophyta; Magnoliopsida; Arecales; Arecaceae
Product: protein DMP4
Biological process (GO): endomembrane system organization
Source: RefSeq, a predicted model, not a curated record
AUAUAUAUACCCAACACACAUCAAACGUGGUGAGGGACUUUCAGAAAAGAAUUGUGAUGACAGCAUCCAAGAUGGCCGAUGAAGAAGCUCAACUUCAGCAGAAGCAGCAGCAACAACCUCUGUUGAUUCCAAAAUCAGCUGACGAUGAUCGGAGAAUUCUUAUACAGAAAGCAAUCAGCCAAACCUUCAGGAGCACCGCCCAUCUUGCAAACCUCCUCCCAACAGGCACCGUUCUUGCCUUCCAACUCCUGUCCCCCAUCUUCACCAACGAAGGCCACUGUGAUCCCAUGAGCCGAUUUAUGACCACUGCCCUCGUGGCUCUCUGUGGGCUGUCAUGCUUCUUCCAGAGCUUCACAGAUAGCUUCCGGGAUGGGUCUGGCGAGGUUCGGUAUGGGCUGGCAACCUUCAGGGGCUUGUGGGUCAUCGAUGGAACUGCACCCCUUCCUCCAGAGAUUGCAAUUAACUAUAGGAUAAAGUUCAUAGAUUUUGUCCAUGCCUUCAUGUCGAUACUGGUUUUUGGGGCUGUUGCUUUAUUCGACCAGAGUGUGGUCUCAUGCUUUUAUCCAACCCCAUCUGAGGAGAUGAAGCAGGUUCUCACUUCCCUGCCAAUUGGUAUUGGAGUCUUUGGCAGUAUGCUGUUUGUUACCUUUCCCACCACCCGCCAUGGAAUUGGCUUUCCACUUUCUUCCAGUUGAUGUCAGUCGCUCCAAAUCUCUGUUUUUUCCAGUGUUCUCAAGUUGCAGGUGUAGUCCUGCAUUGUGAAAGCCCUUAUCGGGAGUAAG